UCCAUUGUGUCUGAUGGAUCUCAGGCUUGCCUCAUUGAUACUCGGGACACUGCUGAUUCUCGUGACCUCUGGGCCACGGCCAUCCAUUGGACAGAAGGUUUACACCAACACAUGGGCCGUCCACAUCACAGGGGGAGAGCAGGAAGCUAACCGGAUCGCUAGAAAGCAUGGCUUUGUAAACCACGGGAAGGUAUUUGGAGAUUAUUAUCACUUCAGGCACCGCAGGGUGGCGAAGAGGUCUUUAUCAGAGCACAGAGGAACACACAUUCAUCUGCACACAGAACCUCAGGUAAUGUGGGCGGAACAGCAGGUGGUGAAACAAAGAAAGAAGAGGGAUAUUUACUAUGAGCCGGCCGAUCCGAAGUUUGCACAGCAGUGGUACUUGUACAAUGAAGAUCGUCGUGACCUCAAUGUGAAGGAAGCCUGGAAGCAGGGUUUCACUGGACAAGGCGUCGUCGUGUCCAUAUUGGAUGAUGGAAUUGAAAAAAAACACCCAGAUCUGAUUCAGAACUAUGAUCCAGAUGCUAGCUAUGAUGUCAAUGAUGGCGACCCAGACCCUCAACCUCGAUACACCCAACUCAAUGAUAACAGACAUGGGACACGUUGUGCUGGAGAGGUUGCUGCUGUUGCCAACAAUGGCAUCUGUGGUGUCGGAGUGGCCUAUAAUGCAAAGAUCGGAGGUGUGCGCAUGUUGGAUGGAGAGGUCACUGAUGUGGUGGAAGCUCAGUCCCUCAGUCUCAACCCACAGCACAUCGACAUCUACAGCGCCAGCUGGGGACCCGAAGACGACGGCAAAACGGUGGACGGACCUGCAAAGCUGGCCAAAGAGGCUUUCCUACGCGGCGUAAUGGAGGGCCGCGGAGGACGGGGCUCCAUCUUUGUGUGGGCUUCGGGGAAUGGCGGCCGAGAGAAGGACAGCUGCAACUGCGACGGCUACACCAAUAGCAUCUACACGCUGUCGAUCAGCAGCAGCACGCAGAACGGCAACGUGCCCUGGUACAGCGAGGCCUGUUCGUCCACCCUCGCCACAACCUACAGCAGUGGAGGCCUCAAUGAGAAACAGAUUGUCACUACAGACCUCAGGCAGAAGUGCACAGACUCCCACACAGGCACUUCUGCCUCGGCCCCUCUGGCGGCAGGAAUAAUCGCCCUCGCCCUUGAGGCCAAUAAAAACUUGACCUGGAGAGACAUGCAGCAUCUGGUUGUGAGGACGUCCAACCCUGCCCACCUCACCACCAAUGACUGGAAGACAAAUGGAGUGGGUCGCAGAGUCAGCCAUUCUUAUGGAUAUGGUCUGCUGGAUGCUGGGGCCAUAGUGGCUCUGGCAAAGAACUGGACGAAUGUUGGACCUCAGCGGAAAUGUGUCCUUUCCCUGGUGUCUGAGCCCAGGAACAUUGGGAGUCAUUUGGUGAUCAACAAGAGUGUGGAUGCAUGUGCUGGGACGGACACCUUUGUGAGCUCAUUAGAACAUGCUCAAGCCCAGCUCACCCUGUCCUACAACCGCAGAGGAAACCUGGCCAUCUACCUGAUCAGCCCACAGGGCACCCGCUCCACACUGCUUGCACCCAGACCUCACGAUUACUCCUCUGAUGGCUUCAGUGACUGGGCUUUCAUGACCACCCACUCCUGGGAUGAGGACCCUCGUGGAGAAUGGUCGUUGGAGAUCGAGAACGUGGCUGGGAUCAGUGACUAUGGCACUCUGACUCAGUUCACGUUGGUUCUCUAUGGCUCAGCUUCUAGUUUAUCCGGCUCUUCAGCAGCAGACUCCAGCAGCUGCAAAACAUACGACCUCAAUCAGAUCUGCACAGAGUGCAACCCCGGCUUCUACUUGUACCAGACAGGCUGCGUGAGAGACUGUCCAGGAGGUUUCACCGCAGGCACCCGUUCCACCUUCCUCCCCAACAACGAGGUGAUGUCCGUCCUCCGUCCCGCCUGCCUGCCCUGUCACCCCGUCUGCCUCACCUGCAGCAGCACGGGCCCUCAGAACUGCCUCUCCUGCCCACCUAACAGGCACCUGGACGCCGUCACUGGCACCUGUCUGCACCUGAACCAGAUCCAUCGGGAGUCUCCAGACGGCAGACUGUUUCAGAUGCAAGGUGGCGACUCGUCCGUCAAACUCCAUGCAGAGCUCACCUCUCGCCUGCCUGUGACCGUGGCUGUGCUCAGCUGUGCCUUCAUCGUGGCUACGUUUGUGGCCGUGUUCGGCAUCCUGCAGAUGCACACGCGCAUGCAGAACAAACUGCUCUCUGCUGAAGCAGGGCCGGGAUCCGGCUCACUGGUCGGGUUCGGUUUCAACCGCACCGCAGUUGCCUACAAGGGCAUCCCGAGCGUUUGGCGGGAGGACGAAGGCAAUUCCGAGUCUGAAAACGAGGAAUUCGAGAUCCGCAACGAGAGGACUGCCUUCAUCAAAACACAAAGUGCUCUUUAACCCCUUCUUACCCAUGUUCCUCCCCUCUCUAGCCUCUACUGCACUGUUGUCUCUUUUAUUAGUGUGAUUUCCUUCUGGGGUUCGUCUGAGCAUAUCUCACUUCUGGGGGUUUUGUUUUUGGCACCUGUCGUAGUUAUAUGAGCCAUGAUUCACCUGGGCGUUGACCUCUCGGUGCCUCAACAUGGAAGGCUUCCAAUCACAAGUGACGGGGAUGAGUCGAUUGUUGCAGGUCCAUCCUGAAUUUACAAUAAACAUGAUUAUUGUUUGGUCUCUUCCUCUUGCCUAGUGAGAUUUUAAGAAAAAACGAUUUAUUUGCAUAUGAGAAAAACCGAGCUUUUCUUUGAGUGGAU
Molecule: messenger RNA, 2778 nt
Organism: Sinocyclocheilus anshuiensis
Lineage: Eukaryota; Metazoa; Chordata; Actinopteri; Cypriniformes; Cyprinidae
Gene: furina
Product: furin (paired basic amino acid cleaving enzyme) a
Exons: 15
Coding region: 14-2428 (804 amino acids)
Biological process (GO): peptide hormone processing
Cellular component (GO): Golgi membrane; trans-Golgi network
Molecular function (GO): serine-type endopeptidase activity
Source: RefSeq, a predicted model, not a curated record